CAGAAUGAAGACCGCGCGCGUCGCCGUGCUCGCCCUGCUGGCCGCAGGGUUAAUCUCCGCGGAAAUCCAGAACCUGGACCUGCUGCGCCUGCUAAUGGAGCGGCCGAUGCUCAGCGGACACAACCGCUUCGACCGCGGACCCUCCAUCGAGGACCGCGGCGACCAGCUCUGGCAUCGGAAGUAUGGGGAGGACCACGGAUAUAGUGACGACUUGAGCGGCACACCGACGAAGCGUUCGGCGGUGGCGACGGCACUGAACGCCGGGCGUCCGCGCCGGCAGCCCGCGCCCGCGCUCGGUAUCCUGAACGACAUGGAGAACUUCUUCGAGUCGCUCCGCGGCAACCUGGCCCUGCAGGCUUCGUUGUCACCCGACGAGCGCGCCCACUUCUACGAGCCGCCGACUGUCGUGCAACCUCCCUCCUCAGGAGGCGGCGGCGGGAGCGGGAUGCGGAAACUGCAUGCGCUCCGGCCCCUCCGACCCACGGGCAACAUCAGAUCUUACAACCGCAGAUCCUUGGUGGAAGACCACAUAUACCCCGGCGCGAACCGGCACGACCCGGGUUUGCUGUGGGCGGGGCUUGGCCGGUAGACGUAUACACAACAACCGGCCCAUGGUCUGUGGACGGAACCAGUUCUUCGGCCCGCUCUGUCCCCCGUUUCGGAAGCCGCCCCAAGUGAUUAUACGCUCUGUAAGAACGCCUGACACGAUGCCGAUUUUUCCGU
Molecule: messenger RNA, 723 nt
Organism: Cydia amplana
Lineage: Eukaryota; Metazoa; Arthropoda; Insecta; Lepidoptera; Tortricidae
Exons: 6
Coding region: 5-589 (194 amino acids)
Source: RefSeq, a predicted model, not a curated record